CAGCGUCUGAUUCAAGUUGAUCAUUUACGAAUAAUCAUCCGCCUUCGAACGAAUCUUAUAUAUUCGCGGUACAAAUUGCGACUCAUUGUUUGUUAGCUCAGUCGAUUUUGAUCAGUAUCAGAGUCCUGUAAAAUACAUAGUUUUAUAUGCCAUCAUCAUGGCGCGGGCUCUACUAUCAAUGGUAUUAUUGGCAAUGACACGGGAUUUUGAUCAUAAUUUAAGUUUGAGAAACAAUUAUAGCAUCGGUAGAGGAAAUUCCAACAUCAAUUAUACGAAAAUUAUAAAUUUCUGGGAGGAACAUAAAAAUGAAUUCAUUUUACAUGAUGAACAUGAAGAAGUCGUAUUGGUGAUGGGGAAUACAGGUGCAGGGAAAACAACUGUAAUCUCGGCUCUAGUUGGUCGCAAAUUAAAAUCAAUCAGGCAAGAUGGAUAUUUCGUAAUUGUUGAUGAAGAUGGAAAAAUUGGGAAUGGUACAUCCUCACGAACACUGAUCCCAGAAUUAAUGACUGACUUUAAAAGAAAUGUGACAUACGUUGAUUGUGCGGGAUUUCGAGAUAAUCGAGAUGUCGAGCAUGAAAUUUCGUCAGUAUAUUUCCAAAACAUUCUCAUGAAUCAAGUGAAGCGAAUAAAACUCACGUUAAUAAUUAAUUAUGAUUCAUUGAAGAUAAAUGGCAAUAAAAAUGAUUUUGACGAUUUAAUGGAGCACAUAGGUGAGUUUAUCAAAGACAUUCCGAAGUUUCAUAAUGGUAUAGCUAUAGUAGCGACAAAAGUAGAAAAUUUGUACGAAAUGACUGAUAACGGGACGUUAAUUUUGGUGAAUGACGAUCAGUCGGUUCUAAAAGGGAUAGCCAAUUUUUUACAAAAGAAAAAAGAAACUUACAUUGAUAAAGCAGAAAAUUCUGAAAAGUACAGAAUGUUUGCGGGUUUAAUUGACGUUUUGUUGGAGAGUAAAAACGAUUCAUACACAAGAAUUACUCUUUUUAGACAGCCAACACGUACAGGAUUAUUGGAAAAUAUUCCAGAGAGUAGGAAUCAAAUUAAUAACAUUGGUAACAUGAUAGUAAAUAAUCUUUGUUAUGUUAAAUCGCAAAAAAGCGAUUUCGGUUUCGCCUUGUCUAAAUCAUUGAAAAGCACUGUUGAUGAAAUUGUUGACGAUAUAUUUAGAGAUGCUCUAACAAAUCGCUUGAAAACAAUGGGCAAUGAAACUCUUACAUUCUAUUUGCAAAUGGAAGAAGAAUACAACGACAUCGAAAUGUUACAAGAACGAGUUACACGCGCUUACAAUACUUUUUCACAAGUAGACGUUGAUGAACCACUGGCAUUUUUCAAAGAAUAUUUGAGUGCCGCCAAUAUACUAAAUAUACCUUUAUCAUUAACUAACAUAGAUAUUAUUUCUGAUGAUAUUGAAAAAUUGUAUUUUUUCACAACUAUAUCGAAUAGCAAUGAAGAUACACACAUGUUAUUGUUGAAAAAUGACAUGCAAAAUAUCGUAGAUUCAAUAGAACAAAUGAAAGAUUAUUACGACUUUUUAAAUAACGUGCAUGAAAACUUAGCUGCCUACAAAUCACAAAAUUUGAGAAAUGAUACACGUAUCACUAAUAUUAUAACAUCAUGUACGAGUUCAACAAAUUCAGUCGUACAAAAUAUCAUGGAUUUGGAAAAUAUUGUAAAUGAAAUAGGAAGUAAUAAUACUUAUCAAAAAAUUAAAACUUUGACACUCAAUCGGUUCCAAUUGAAGCAUUUGAAAGAUGUAUUUCGUUCCUUUACCACCAAACUAGAUAUCUCGUGUGUGUCAUCAUCAAAGCAAAUGGUCGUCAAGGGGUAUAAUAUCAGAAUAAGUGACGUGGUAAAAAUGGAUUGCUGGACGAACGCGAAAAUCGUACAGAUCUUUGCAUUAAACAAAGUUUUCAUAGACAGUACAUUAAAUAAGACAGGUGCUGAAAUGCAACUAUCUCUCAUUGCACCUACUUGGGAAGUUGUCGGCGGACCGAAGAUAAUUUUGGACGGAAAAGCUGGAGAACCUCAUGAAAAAGAAUCAGCAAAAUCAUCCUCUUUUAACUCUGAAAAUGGAGCGAACGGCUUACCUGGUCAUCCGGGUGGUCCCGCUGGACACUUUUUUGGUGUCGGUAAACAUUUCAUAAAUUCAGAAUACUUGGAAAUAUAUACAAAUGGUGGGAUAGGAGGACCAGGGCAACACGGUGGAAAUGGUGCAGAUGGAAUCCCUGGUGAAGCUUUAUCGGACUUGUUUUUUGAGAUAAAGCGGCAACCCAACGAUGUAAAAAAUUACUUGAUCAACAAUAAAUUCGAGCACAAGAUGAUUAGGAUUGAGUAUACACCAAAUCCUCAUCAUAUAAUAUCUAGGUACGCUAUAGAUGUUAUAGGAAAACUUGCAAUUGAGCCGAGUAAUGGAGGAAAUGGUGGUACUGGUGGCAAAGGAGGAUAUCCGGGUAAAAUUAUCAUAAAUAGCUUGGGAAAGUCAGUUAAUAUAAAACUAUCAAAUGAUUCAGGUCACAUUGGACGCGAAGGACAAGGUGGACAUGGUGGAAAAAAAACAUCAGAAGGUAAACGGGUAAAAUUUAAGUACCUUUAUCAAGUUUUCACUCCUCCUUUUCCGUGGAAAGCGGAAUAUUACGAUAUUGAAUGGUCUGACGGUGCCGAAGUUCCAUCAGGUAAAGAUGGAAUUCCUGGAAUCAAUGAUGACGGCCAGAAAUUUCCGACUAAGACAUCUGUACCGAAUUUCUAUUCAGCUAUUAAUGAUUUUAAAGAUUUCGUGAGGAUGAAUUUAUUUGAAAAUAUCAUGGAAUCAAAAUUAAAAUCUUUUAUAUACGAAUUUGAAAAUGAUAACAACACUAAAGCACAGUAUUCUACACUCGCUUAUGUCAAAGAAUUUGCAGGAUUAGAAAGUCAAUUUCUAGAAUUGAGAAACAAGAUUAAUUUAAUACCAUUCUACAAUUCUGUACUUACUCGUAUUGAAGAAUAUGCUAAAUCUGAACUAAAUUUGGAAAAUAAGAAAGUCCUUAAUUACAUAUAUACUGCAGCUUUAACCGAAGUCUUUACACUCAAGAAGAAAAGAAAAGGCCAGACUGUGGUUGAUUUGUACAGAUAUUUAAACACAAUUGAAACACAUGUAAAGGAAAUCCGUGAAGCUCAGCAAUUACAAAUUGUUCAACAGUACCGGGAUGAAUACAAAGAUAUUCUCAAUAAUAAAAUUCGAGAAGCCGAAGGUUUUAUACAAAACCAAAUUGAACCUGAAAUUGAUAAACGAUGGAAUGAAUCAGACAGUCAAAUACAGGCAAUAAUUGAUGAAAUAAACAAAAAUAUAAACUCUACCAAAGAUGCACUGGAAUUACUCGAAAAAGAUAAAUCAAAAAUUAAUCACAUUAUGCAAAUGCGUGCUAUGUUUCUACCACUGAAACUCGUCGGCGUUGCUCUAAGUUUUUUCGGACCUAUUGGAGCUGGGAUAGGUACUGUAGUCACAGGUGCAGCAUCAAUCGCUGAAGGAUUGGUGGUUGACAAAGUUCCCGGUCAACGACCGGAGAUACCUUCCAUAGAUCCACAUUUAAAGGCCAUGUCUCGAGUAACUAAAAUCUUGGACGAUAGAAACAAACAAUCAGGUGUUCAGCUGACUCGAGUUACACGAAGUUUAGAAGAAUUCGUGGAUGAUUUAUCGGUAUCAAGGGAAGAGAAAAUGAAAAAACGUCGAAUUAUAUUCAAGCUGAGGACACAACUUCAAGAAGCCAUGUUCAGAAAAGCAGAAUCUAUAUCAGACGUAAUUUCUAAACAAAACGAUAUUGACAAGAUUAGGGAACAAUUAGCUGAUUUCACAAAGUCAGAAAAAGAUAGUCUACAAAAACAAGAAGAAGAGGGUAAGGAUGAUAAAGAUGAGGAAAAGAAAGCACGUGAGAAAUCUCUCCGCCAGAUAAAAAAUGUAAAAAUAAUUAUAGACAGCGUAAAAGUUAUUGUCGAUUUUGCGUCGCAAAUCAAAAAUGAUGAAGCCAUGAUGAGUCUUCUUGAUAAACAAAUGUCUAAAUAUUACAAACAAAUAGAAGAUUUGCAGGAAAUGGAACAGCAAGUUUACGACAUAAUACUACCCGAUUUUCGUAAAAUUGAAGAGACAAUAAACGAAAUUAGAAAUUCAGCAAACGGAUCAUCACAUGCCCAAUUAGAUAUUUCCAAAUGGACUGUUCGAUCAACUUUAAGGGAUGUCAAAUCAUUGCUGCAAAAAUUCACUCAGAAGAUGUCGUUCGAAAUUCAAAGUGAUUUAAUGCGUUAUAUUGAUAAAAUAGACGAAGGUGUUUCCAUACUUAUUGAUAUUUACGACCGCAUUGAUUCCUACGCAGAUAGUGUUGCACAAGCUGAAUAUAUGGCGAAUAUUGUAUCCGCAUCAAUGACUGACAUUCAUAUAACUAAUUCCGAACUGAGCAAUGCUGUAACUAAUCUGAGGUUGAUAAUUCAAUCAAAUAUACUACUAGAAAAAUAUGGAAUUGCAUUACAUGCAUUCAAGCAACAUUAUUUUCCAUUUGCCGCUCGAGUAUUGCAAAAGUUUGAAUUGCCUACUGUUAUGCAACUCAAUGACACUGAAUCAGUACGAUCUAAUGUCAUUGACAGAAUCCGGGAUAUGAAGAAUCACAUAGACGAAAGUGAGGCGAUGGUAGGUGAAUACAGCAAAUAUAUUCACGAAAAGAAGAUAUUCAAUAGCAACACUACUGGUUCUUCACCAUUUUAUGUGUGGAAAUAUGACACAAUCAAGAAUGAAGUUCAGCAAUUGCUAAACGGAUCGGAGAUUCUACUGAAGGCAGAUAUAUCAAAAGGACCGUUCUACAAUUCCAUAAAAUAUAACGAUAUUGGAGUAAAUUUAAAAUUAAGAAACAGUACCCUGCAAAACAAUCUGAAUACGUUGCUUCAAAACUUUGCGCUGACCAUGACUAUGAUCGGCAAUUUUUACUAUCGAUGUGCAGAGCGCUACUACUUUAUUUCAUUUAAUGACGAUAUUACCAUCUCCUAUACUCUUACCCAAGACGAAAACAAAAAUUGGCUCGACCCUAACAAGGUAUAUACGACAAUUCUUAAAAGCCACACCUUCCUUAGUCCCUAUGUAAUGUGGAGUAUCAAAUUAAACAACGUGACCGAUUCUGUAUCGUUCGAUCGUUUGAAUGCAUAUGCAAACGAGACGAUCGACAUAGAGUUGUUCGGUCGGGGUUAUUACAUCGAGCAGAAUGCUAAUUUCAAUUUCGAAGUUUGCAAAGACUAUUUAAAUAAAUUUUACGAUGUAGAAGUUAUCGCUAAAGAACUUCCAAAUUUUUUCUGAUGUUCAGCGCAAGAUACAAAUGAUUGUCAAGUUUAUAAAAAUAUUGUACAUGUUAUGAAUAAAUACUCGAUGCAUAUAAA
This is a messenger RNA of Chelonus insularis, 5388 nucleotides long. RefSeq lists its product as uncharacterized. The transcript has 6 exons. Bases 158 to 5308 code for a protein of 1716 amino acids. Lineage: Eukaryota; Metazoa; Arthropoda; Insecta; Hymenoptera; Braconidae. The record is from RefSeq and is a predicted model, not a curated record.